ACCUAUAAGAUUGUAUUGGUGCCUGCCAUGAAUUAAAUCAAAACCACUCAUAAAUGUCUUUGAAUGCAACCUUUCUGGCCUUUUCCCUUGAAGUUGUUCAAUUUUUCUGCUGCGUUUCUACUCGUGCACUUACGGUAGAUCGCCACACGGAAGCGAGGUUCAAGCUAGCCAGAAACAGGGAUGUAAAAUUUUCUAGUGCGUCUAUUCUUUUGAUAUUUAAAAAAAUCGGUGCAUGGAAGCAAAAUUGUAUUCAAAUUUCCUCUUCGCAUAUUGUUUUGUAUGACUUAGCAUGGCGUCGUGCAUUCCGUUUCAAACCCAGCUGUCUUCAAUAAUGGAGGUCCUGGUGAAAGCAGCGGUGGCAGAGAUAUCCAAACUAGUCGAUGACAAAUGUGCGUUUUUGCACCUUGAAAUCUCCCGAAAGCAAAGCGAGAAUGAGAUGCUGAAGAGGAAACUGCUGAUGUUGGAGGGUAAAAACGCACAGCUGCAGCGCGGCUUCGAAAACUACAUGGACAGAGGAAGUGAUGCUGGGACAAACUGCCCACAUCCCAUAGGGGACAUGAAGUUUCCUGACAUAGACGAUGCUGCUGUUUCCUUCACAAUUAAACAAGAGGCUUCAGAUGAACCAAUAUGGAUCAGUGAUUCUGCUGCAAUUGGGUCUGCUGUUCAGUACCCUCCGAAUAACCCGCAGUUUCAAGAGAACCAUUCGGACAUCACCAGGCAAAAGACGUUGGGGUACAGUGAGACCUAUAACCCGGGUCACCACGCGGGAGACAUGGCCGCGCUUCAGUUCACAGUUAAGACGGAGAAGGAAGAGAACAGGUCCGGGUUCGGUCAGGAUGGAUGCCAGCACAGCGCCGGGAAGCAGAGUCAACUCGCUGCUGACUUUUCCAUCGACGAACGAGAGAAUCAGCUGUGGUCUUCUAUAAUCGACGGUGACGACAUUGAUGCGGGUUUUCCUGACUUCUCCAGCGUCGUGGACGAGUAUUCCAACACAUUCCCAGACGAUUCGGACUCCCAUUUGAUAUCUAACGCCAGUAAGUCCUCCAGUGUUCAGCAGUCGUCCUCGCAAAGGGCGUGCAACGGCAUCUACAACAGCGAGUAUCAGAAGGACGCUGCGCAGUCGUCCGGUUUCCAGCUGAGGUCCCAGGGCGUGCUGACGCAGCAGGACCGACAGAAGGAGCCGAUUCUCUCUCAGAGAAGCCUCCCGCAUGGUGCGGAUGUCGCGCAGCCAGAGGGGAAUCCCCAGAACGAGGCCGCGGCCGGAGAUAAAGCGGCGGCGCCCCUCUCGCACGGCGCGUUCACGCCCGGCGGCUUCCACCCCCACCGGCCCGGCGCCGGCGCCGCCCGCGGCUACUCCUGCUCGCAGUGCGGGAAGGCCUUCGGGCGCCUGCACCAGUUCAAGGUGCACCAGCAGAGCCACAAGCGCAAGCGGGCGUUCUGGUGCACGGUGUGCGGCAAGGGCUUCCAGUGCUCGUCCCACCUCAGCAUACACCACCGCACGCACACGGGCGAGAAGCCGUUCGGCUGCGGCCAGUGCGGCAAGCGCUUCACGCAGCAGAGCAGCCUGAGGGUCCACCAGCGGACUCACAGCGGGGAGCGGCCCUACAGCUGCUCGCAGUGCGGGAAGACCUUCAUCCUGAUGCACCACUUGAAGCGACACAGGAUCAUCCACACGUACAGCUGAGGUGGAGAGAAGGAGGAGGGGGGGGGGGGGAGGGGGGCGACGCUGAAACCAAAUCACAAAGCCAGUCAGUGGCAGCUCUUUUCACCAGACUUUGGAAACGUUUCUCUCGCAGACGCUGUAUAAUAAUGCAUAUGUUGCUAUGCAAAUCCAUCUGGAUGGAUGCUAAGACCUUUGUUUCUUAUGAAUCCGUGUCUUAAAACUACAGAAGCGAAACUACACUGCACCCUCAAACGGUCACACACACGUCAGUAUUUUUUGAACCCUUUUACAGCUAGAAGUCCAAAAAUAAGGUCAAAAACGCGAGGUCAUCGAGUCACCAGUUUUAGGGAAUCCUGUUUUACCGUACUCUGUUUUACUCAUCUCAACCAUCGGACGUUUCCACAAUGGGCUGCUCAGCGGACUGAAAAGUCGAGUGAAUGUGAAAGGUCUUUGAGGCAAACCAGCACAUGACUCUGACUUGAGACGCCGGGAGACGGCUUGGAUUUGGUCAACUCAUGCUAUGGAUCGUUAGUAUAAAGCAGUGUGCUGAACAUUCAGCCUGGAGCAUUUUGUUUUUUAGCUCUUGCUGAUUUUUGUAUUUAAUGAGUAAAAUAAAUAAUGUUGCGUUUGUUACAUGAAA
This is a messenger RNA of Betta splendens (Siamese fighting fish), 2303 nucleotides long. Its product is annotated as zinc finger protein with KRAB and SCAN domains 1-like. Gene Ontology annotation, molecular function: RNA polymerase II cis-regulatory region sequence-specific DNA binding; DNA-binding transcription factor activity. The transcript has 4 exons. Gene Ontology annotation, biological process: regulation of transcription by RNA polymerase II. NCBI's taxonomy places the organism in Eukaryota, Metazoa, Chordata, Actinopteri, Anabantiformes, Osphronemidae. The coding region runs from base 290 to 1684 and encodes 464 amino acids. The record is from RefSeq and is a predicted model, not a curated record.